CGGCCGCGGCAGCCCCUGCGCGGUCCGCACCCCGCCCCGGCCCCGGGCACAAGAUGGCGGCGGCCGUGAGGGCGCCGGGCGGCGCGGAGGGCCGGGGCGGCGGGCGGCGGGGCGUAGAGGGCCCGGCGGCGCGGCGCUGAAGGAGGCCGCCCGGCCCGCCGUCCCCUCGCCGCAUCGUGACGGGCUCCGGCGGCCCCGCCGCGGCGGGGUGGGGCUGCAGCGGCCGCCGCGGCCGGGCCGAGGAGCGGGGAGACCGUGCCCGGCGCCCCGGUGUCGGCGAUGAGCGGCGCGGAGGCGCGGGAGCUGGAGGAGCGGCUGCGGGAGGCGGCGGCGCUGGGGGACGUGGCGGAGGUGCGGCGGCUGCUGGGCGCGGGGGCGGACAUCAACUCCCGCAACGAGAUCAACGGCUGGACCUGCCUGCACUGGGCCUGCAAGCGGAACCAGGCCGCCGUGGUGCGCUGCCUGCUGAGCGCCGGCGCGGACCCGCGGGCCCUGACGGCAGAGGGGCAGCGGGCCGCCCAGCUCAGCUCCCGCGCCGACAUCCGCAGCAUUUUGGGAGAGGAAGAAACUGAAUGUCAAGAGAGGAAGGAUUUAAAUUUGCCAAUUGUUGCAAACUACUUGGCCAGCCCAGCAUUCCCUUAUGUUUACACUGAAGAAGGCAUUCCAGACGGCUUGGCAGAAUCCCAGAAUGAAAGUGCUUCCAUCUCAUCCGCUUCCCAGGGCGAAACUAGUCCUUGUUCAUCAGCAACUCAGGUUGAAAGCAUAUGCACACAUACAUCAUGCAACAGCGCAGACGACGGUCCCGCUCUAGACGCUGCAGAACAGCUGCCACCCCCGUCAGCAGCCAGCGCAGCACCACAGGGCACCCCUCCUGCGCUCCGCAACGGCCCCGCCUGCCAGCCGCCCCUGCCCCACGGCCCAGGGCUGCUCGCUCCAGCGGCAUCCAAGCAGGCUGUGCCUCUGCAAACCGACAGCUCGCCCACUGGUCCCGCGCCAGCCUUUCAGCCCUUUUUCUUUACGGGAACUUUCCCGUAUAACAUGCAAGAACUUGUGCUUAAGGUGAGAGUCCAGAACCUCAGAGACAAUGACUUCAUUGAAAUUGAACUGGACAGACAGGAACUGACCUAUCGAGAUCUGCUGAGAGUGAGCUGCUGUGAACUGGGCGUUAAUCCAGAACAAGUAGAGAAGAUCAGAAAAUUACCGAACACACUAGUAAGAAAGGACAAGGAUGUUGCCAGACUUCAGGAUUUCCAAGAGCUGGAAUUAGUCCUUGUGAAAAGUGACAGCUCUCCUUUCAGAAAUGCUGCAUCAACUUUGACUGAGAGACCGUGCUACAACAGCAGAGCAUCAAAGCUGACAUACUGAGACUCUUCUAGAUGCACCUGGGGUAUGAAAACCUGGUCAUUAUGUGCUGCUGCCUUUUGAAGGCAGCGAAUUAAGUGUGUGUAAAACCUUAAGUUAUUGUUAGGGUUACUAUUUUAACUAAUAGUUUAUCUUUUGUAUUUAAUAUCCCCUUUGCUUUUAUUUUUUUACUUGAUACUGUAUUCAGAUAAGGGAUACCUCAUUUGUCUACUAAAAUCACAUGCUUCCAGUGUAUGUAAAUGAAGUUUAUUGGUUGUAUUUGGCAACAGAGGGCAGGAAAGACUUAAUUAUCGAUACGAAAAGUAUGUUGAGUACUCCCACUCUUUGACCAAAUAAGACUCAUGGAAGACGGAUUCAGGAAAUGGGGGGGGGUGUGUGUGUGUGUAUAGGUAUUUUUUUAAACUUUCUGAUUAAGUUAAAAUAUCAGAGGGUAUCUGGCAUACAAUGAACAGUUGCCAUCUAAAGAUGUAAAACUUUCAAAUCCUUAAAACUCUUGCCCCUUCUUCACAAAGACUUACCAAGAGGGGUUGUCUUGCAUGCUUGGGCUGGAUGUAUUUAAUGCUCUGAAGUGACAGAGGAAAAAUUUGCACUGGACUGGAAAUAAGUGGAGUAAGAGUGUCCGUAUUUAAGUAUUUUGUUUCUUUCCCAUAUGAGAAUAUUGUAACUUAAGUGAUGGCAUCCCUUCACCUCCACAAAAAAAAAAAAAUACGGAAGCCUCUCUUAACUGCUCCUUAAUUAAGUCAAAAGCAAGCUAAAGUGCCCUUCGACAGAACGCACUUAUGUGUCAGGAGCUUGGGAGGUAUUACAGAUCUGUGGCCAUAGUUUCAUUUAUUUAUUUUCCCGACAGUGCGAGGAGACUAUGCGUUACUCACACCACAAGUCGGUGCAGUUAAGUCAGGGAACUAUUUUCUUUACGGCCCACCCUGACUAACCAGUUGCAGGGUGUGUGGUUAAGUUUCGGCUGUGAGAGGAGCAGGAGAAGCACAACGGUAUACUCGAGGUAUCACAACUGGAAGGAGCGUACCAUGCUCUUAAUUAGCCAUACUAAACUGGAAACCUAUACCAUUAGCAAAGAAAUAACCUGUAACUUCACAUGUUGCAGAGUCUACUAUCACUUUUACAGUGUCCAAAGUUUUGGCCAGAUCAAUACUGAAAGGGCUGAAUGCCUCCAGGUGUUUUCAGUGGAUUUUUUGGGGAACAAAACCCAGAUUCUGGUGAAGCUACAGACUGCUUAACUUGCAUUUAAGCAAGUCGGUAACACAACGUCAAUCUGUGGUUUCAUGAAUGGCAAAAGUCAUCAUUAAAGCAAAGUAUUUAAGUCACAGCGUUGCUGGAGUAUUACUAACAACCUGAAGCUUCUCCUGUUAACAGGGUAGUCUGCAAAGUUACACCUCAGCAGGCUUUUUGUUUUCUUUUGUACCAAAACCGACAAUGAUGACCUUUGCACCAAAAACCUUAACCAGGUACGGAGGAGGUGGGUGGAGAGGUGAAGGAGUUGUUUUUUCUGGGCAUGAGCUGCUUGCUUCUCCCACCCCAACAGUAUUGAUUUUCCUUCCACCUCCUGCUUUCCUAGGCUGCGCUAGAGCAGAAUUUGUGCACAGUAGUUGUUGUUGAUCUGGAUUGUGGUGUUGACAUUCAGACUGUAAGCAGUACAAUCAACGCCUUUGUUCUGGCAGGAGCGGCGUGGCUGCCGCCCUGGCUUAGCUGCAGGCAGCACAGCUGCUUUACCCUUGGGGUGGCUCCUCCAAGCAAGGGCAGUACAAGCAAACCCGUCAGAAGGACAGAGAACCCCCUUCCGCCAGCAGAAGAGACGCUAGAUUCUGGGUUCAGGAUUUACACCAAGUUAUUUAGGCUUAAACUUCUUGCUUAGUGCAUUCAGAAUAAUUAUCCUUUCUCGCUUGCUCCAUAAACGUCUCAUGACUUAAACUCUGCUGACUCCCCGCCCUCAGUCCUGGCCCUUCUCUCUCCAGAGCUGGACUUCUGUAAAGCCUGAUUCAAGUCCUGGUAAGCUCAAGACUGUGUGUCACGCAGUAUGAAGUAAAAUUUCCUAACUAUGGCUCCCGCUUUGUUUUUCUGGUAGGACAGGAAAGCGAGUUUCGAUUUUAACAAUUCUCUAUUUAUCUUUGCAGCAUAGCUUGGAGGCUAGCUCAGAUUAUGUGCAAUAACUGUUUGAAAAACAGUAGUCGUUAAAUGUCUCAAAAUUAACAGUAUCUUAAUUUCCUUUCAGUUCCUUUGUUUAGGAAUAAUCAGUGUAAAGACUGCCUCCACUAAUUACUGAACAUUCAGCUACAUGAGCAGCUGGUUUUAAAAAAAAAAAAGCUUUAUUUGCUCUAGCUUCUACCAAGAAUAACUGUUAACAUGAUACAACUAAAACUUUAAUCAUGAUCUGACUGUAAUAAUAACAGUAAGUCUAUGCAUUCAGAGAAAUAUUUUUGUAUGUUUUAUGCAGUUUGAUAAACUCUAAGGCACACUAGUUAUGUUAACUGGUUUUUGUUGGUUUUUUUUUCUUUGAACAAUAAACCGUUGGUAUGACAACUGAAACUAAGUUUACAAAACUUACUGUUCUUCCAAGGACAACUUUUGUUUGCACUACAAACUUGUACUGAACUGACAUUGCUACUCUUCACUUAUAUUAAAGUACAUCAGUUGUUUCAAGUA
Falco peregrinus (peregrine falcon) is the source of this 4020-nucleotide messenger RNA. Its product is annotated as ankyrin repeat domain-containing protein 40-like. The record is from RefSeq and is a predicted model, not a curated record. Gene Ontology annotation, molecular function: protein binding. Lineage: Eukaryota; Metazoa; Chordata; Aves; Falconiformes; Falconidae.